UAUGCUGAUAAAGAGAGUACACCUAUUUAUCUUUGGUUACUACCUGAUAUCAUCGCACAAAGAAAUCUUCAUAAAAAUUUAUCAUAGCUAGACGCCAUUUCUUUUUGCAAUAGAACAUCAUUCGAAGCGGACUUGAUUCUGUUCCGCAUAUGUUUUCAGAAAUAAUCAUUUGCAAUUCUAAGAACUGAAAAAUGAUUCUACGGUACGUUGUUUGGAGUAUUUUUAUGUGCCUCGUUCUUCUGCCAAUAGUAAAAGCUGAAGUACAAGUUGAUGACCAAGGUUACCAGAAUGUGUUGAUUUCAUUUGCGCCGAAUGUUCCAAGCGAAAAUGGGAAAGAAUUUAUCCUCGCUAUACAAGAUCUUGUUCAGAAUACAUCGAACGUUUUGCGCACAGCAGUUGGCAUUCGAAUCGCAGCUGUCACUUUCGUCUUGCCACUGUCUUGGCCCGUCGAAACGUGGGAGAAUAUCACCAUCACCCCCGCAUCUUCAGAGCAAACAAAGAGGAAGCCGGACAUAAGUGUAGAUGCCACUGAAUUGAGCCCCUUCGGAACGAAGCCUGUCACUCUGCAACACGGAGGAUGUGGAGUGGGUGGUCACCAAAUUAUCCUGCCCUUAGAUUUCCUCAGCAGUACUGAUGGGUAUCCCAAAGACAAACUAUUAGCCAGAGAAUGGUUAAAAUACCGGUAUGGAGUUUUUGAUGAAAAUGGAUUCGCAAACGACAAUUUGUACCCCGAUUACUACAGAAUUCCCGGAAGCUCUGAAAUUAGAAUCGCAGAAUGCACGAACUCAAAUGUCACGUACAAUUUCAAGAAGCCAAUUUCAGGCGACGAAUGCGAUAUGGAUUCAGCAGGUGACUUCGGUCAUUGCAGAGCACAUCCUGACGCAGAAUUGGCCAUCAACGUUACAUCCUCCUUGAUGUACUACCACAAAGAUUUACUAAAUAUGGAACAUAUUUGCGGAAAAGAUGGCCACCCACACCACAGCACCGCUCGAAAUAAGCAGAAUGCCCUGUGUAACGGUCAAAGCAUCUGGGACGUCAUCAAGCUAUCGAAAGAUCUUGAAAACACUCAACAGGAGUUCUCUGAUCCAGUUCUGGAGACUAUACAAUUUUCUUACAUUCAAGAAAGUAAACCUAGGUUUGUAGUGCUUUUAGAGGACACAGAGCCGCUAUCUAAAAAGCAAGAGUCAAUCCUAUUUGCCUUGAGAAGAUUUUAUUAUGACUUGCCACCCAAAAGCAGGUUGGCCAUCUACGCUUACAACGACGAGAUUGUGAAGGUUCUGAAUUAUACGGAACUUACUGAUCAAAAAAGAAGUGACCUAGGCAUCAUCGCCACCUUUGAUUAUCCUCAGACAGGUGUUUGCAAUUCAUGUGGAUUGACCAAUGCAUUUGAGGUCUUGCUACAGAACAGUAAAGUUGAGGAAGGUUCAAUUUUUUUAAUAACGGCCUCUCCACUGGAAGAUAAUUUUGAGAUUCCGGAAGAGGUGCAAAAAGCCGGUAUCUGUCUUAAUGUCCUCAGAUUUCUCGAUGAAGGAACUGAAGAUACGAGCUACGAGUCAAUAAAAGGUUCCUUCCCCUGUUAUUCGUAUGAGCCAUUAUCGAUAAGUUUGGAUAAUUUGGAAAUUUACAGUUCUCUGUCCCACUUUUUGAAGAAACCUGUACCAGAAUUAAAUGACAAUUUUGAAGUCAAAACAAUUGUAUCCGGGUUAAUGUCUGCGGACUUACCUGUGACAAUUUCUCCAAAUCCAACGGCAUCAAGUUUCACUUUGUGGACCGGUAAAGAUGUUAGACCCAAGAGUAUAUUGUGCAAAGCAGAUGAAAAAAACGUAAUGCUGACAAAGGUCAUUGGAGCAAACCAAAUUGCGUCUUUUAACAUCAAUCCUAUGGAUAUUGAUAUUACCUGUAGAUUGAUUGGAGGUGAUCCCAUUCUGACAGAGGUCCAGAUGACGACACAAAAAGGAAACUAUUUCACUUUCGAUAUCUGGAUUCAUGACGUAUCUACAGCUGAAAAACAGCUUCCUAUUAUCGUCUACGCCAAAAUUUAUUUCGGCGGCUACCCAGUUCAAGACGCCAAUGUGGAAAUGGUCGUCACUUCAGAAAAUAACCCGGAUGUGAACGUGAAAAUGCUUGAUAACGGACGAGGAGAUCCAGAUGUCACUCAGUAUGAUGGUAUAUACAGCGGAUACUUCGUCGACUUCAUCACUGAAGGCGCCUACCAAAUAGCAGUGAAAAUCGAUGAUAAUGAUAGGAAAGCAAAGCUUGGAAAAUUAAACCCAUCCUUAAGAUCCGAUACAUGUUGUGGUAGUAAAGUCAUCAGUAACUAUGUAGAUGCUCCUGCGUUCAACAUGGAGAAGUAUAUAACGUACACUGCUAAAAACAAGCGACCAGACAACGGCUACCCACCAUCGAGAAUUGUCGACCUUGAAGUUCAUAUAUUCAACGUUUCUGAUUUCGUUCUCUUGACUUGGACAGCCCCUGGCGGAGGAAAAGCAUCCAGCUACGAAUUCUACGCAUUCUGUGAUUUAGAAGACUGCGACGGUGGCAAACUUCCAAAGUGGCUUAAGCUCAACCAGACUGAACCAAAACCCAGACCUCAUGGAGAACUAGAAGAGGUUGCAUUCCUGUUAACCCCAGAAGUCCCGAAAAUUGAAAACCUCAGAUUGUUUUUUGCCAUCAAAUCUGUGGGCGAAAAUGGUCAGCAGAGUUAUCAGUCAAACAAAGCUGAAAUAUUGUUAUCGAUAUCAGCAGAAGCAUCCACCACAACUGCUCCAAUCACUGACGAUGACAAAAAGUUGGCGCCAAGCGAUCCAACAGGCAUAAUUGUUGGCGGCACAAUCAUCGGCAUACUUCUGUUUCUCUGUUUAGCGGCAGUGUUUUAUCUCUACGUAAUCAAGCCAAGGAGAUUCUCCAAACCAUCAAAUAUUGAUGCCAAUGACUAUUUUCAGGAUAAGAAUCAAAAUGGCACAGAAGUUUCUGGAUCUUUUAAAGCCCUUUCUAUACGCGACAGUGGUUCUUCUUCCAUGAGAAGGGUCGAAUCUUUUCCAGUUAUUUUGUACACUCACGAUCAGAUCAAAGACUUCAAGAAAAAAGUUGAUCCACCCCUGUAUAAACCAGCUAUUGCGCCAAGACCAUGGAUGAGCAUGAAUGUUCUGUCAAACAGUGAUCUAAAAAGAGGUGGCGACGCCAAGAGUAUAGGAAGUGCGAGUACACUGCCGAUGAAUGAAAAGUACAGAUCAACUGAAAUGAAACAGCUGGAUGAUGUUUCCUUAAAAUCCGAAACGCCACAUUCAGAAGAAGCAAUCAAGGUUUAGACAUAUCAGACUUCUUUGUUACAGUGAUUCCCAAUGGGUGCAUAAUAAUAACUACUUUUACUUGAUUUCGGACCAUGGAGGAAUUUCGAGUACACUGACUGGUUGUUUGCAUUACGUCACGCAUAAUGACAUAACAACCAAUAGUUGCGAGAUAUAUUGCAUGAAUCUUUUGAAAUGUCUAUUUUUGAGGAAGAAAAUUCUGUAUCUUCAAAUUCUUAAUUCAUCAAGAAUUAUCAUCUUAUGUAGCAAUAUUUAGUGUCUUAUGUAACAAUUAUAUUCUAAUUAGUAUUUAUCAAAUAAUAAACGUGAAAUAAGCCAUGAGAAUCGCUGGAAAGCAAACUAGCUGUAACACUAUGACAACAUAACGUAAGGUUGUCAUAAUUAAGUCAGAUUUGCAGCUAUUAAUCUUAAUUUUCACAAGCUAAUAAAUGAUAACACUCACAAGAUUCCAAAAAAAAUAUUUUUUAGCAAUCGUUAUGACAUUUUUCCCUUUUUUUUACUGUCAUUUUUGGCGAGAUUUCAUUUGUUUGGCAACAUAUAUCGAUUACAUGAUAUUUGAGGAUGCUUAGUAAGGAAAUAUCGAUUAAUUUUAUAAACGCAUUCUGCAUGGGAGAACCGACCAGUCAUUCUUAAGAACACGGUAUGGUCCCGUCAUCAAGUGCGCAACACUUUUGCCAAUGUUAAAAUGCUCGCCAACUAUUGGGAUCUAAUACCGAAUUUGGCGAAGUGUCCAUUGAAAAAUUCAAGUUUGGAUUCCACAUUCUUAUCUAAUUAAACACUAUAACUAUGGCCCUUUCAAUAAUACUUAACCAUUUGAUAUUGAAAGUUUACUUUGGUACUAUUUUAAACAACAUCUGCAGUUUAAAUUAAAAAAAAUAAUAAUAAGAGAUGCAUUUUUCAAUAUUACAGAAUAUUUUUUUCAACAUGGAUAUAUAAUGCCAUUUUUUAUCAGUCUCAUUUGCUAAAAAUACAAUCAAGUUUUAUAAAUAUCAAUGCAAAGUUUAUUACUAAAGAUGUGCUCCAAGGAUGAACUGAACGACAUUAUCCUGUCGCCAAAUUCGCCCGUUCAUUAUAAUGUUCGCCAAUUUCUAGGUUUUAACUAUGUUAAAUUUAAUACCAAAUUUGGUAAUUGUCGGUUGAAAAAAUUCAAGUUAGCAGCAGGUAUUGUAAAUUUAAAAUCUAUCCAAAUGGAUAUAGUUAUGGCUCUUAGUGAAUUCCAUAUAACUAGAACUAUAAAUAUACGUAAAUAUAGUGCCAAAAUACAUCAGUAACUAUUUGUUGCGGAGAAUUAUUUUGUUAUCAUUUCAAACAGCACUUGUUAUUUAAAAUAAGAAAAAGAAUAUGCAUUUUACAGAAGAUAUCACAGAAUAUCUUUUCUAAAGUAUAUAAAUAAUAUUAUUUUGCAACAAUCAAAUUUGCUGAAAAUUACAAAUGAUAUUAAAAAAAUUAUGAAGUACUUAGAUUUAGUUGACAAAUAUAGUUACAAAAGAAUGUAAUUAGUGUCCAUGUAAUUAUUUUAAUUAAUGUAAAGGGAGUCCAUACAAUAACAUUUCCUAUUUGGAGGCAUCUGUAACUAAAAGAAUGAAAUGUAACAAAAUUUCAUAUGCAGGCUAUGGAAAGUAUGGCAAAAUAAGCUUUUACAAAGAAAAAAAAGUAGCACAAACAAUAUUUUAUGAACAGGGGAGGACAAUAUAUUGAAAAUACUUCAUGUUUUCUAAAAGACCCUAAAGUAGAUUACAAAAAGAUUGUUUUUUUGAGAGUCGCUUACUAUAUGUUAUUUAUUUAUAUACAUGGUUUUUUUUAAUACUCAAACAUUAAUAAUUGGCAUAAUCUAUUUUCUAUGCGUUUAUUGUAAUAACUGACACGUUCAGAACAGUCAAAAUAUAUUUAGUAGAGCUUUUUUAGUAAUUUGCUUUUUAGUCCCAUACCUUCCAGUCUGUGUGUGAAAUUUGGUAUCAUAUGUAGAAAUUUUAAGUUGGCAAUGCAUGUAUGUGCCAAAAUUUGAAUCAAAUGAUUAGUCAGGUGCAGUGACAAGUACUUCUACUUACUACAUGGUGAAAUGAAUAUUUGAACCAAUUUAAUGGAUUUAAUGUCCAAUUUUGAUAAUGGAAGAAAUUGUUAGAAUUCGCAGUGAUAAUAUUCUAUUGUAUUGGUAUCAAUUUUUUAAAUCAAUAAUAAUAAUAAAAAAAAGAACGUAAAAGAUAAUUAAAUACCUGGUUAAUGGUGGUAAAAGGAUGUGGAAUUCAGCUGACUCAAGUGUAAAAGACCAAUAGCCAUCUGAAAAUCUUUUAAUGGGAAUAUCCUUUAUUCUUAACAUUUGCCGGAAGGUCGAAAUCCCACAGCCAUAUGAUGCUACAAAUUAUCCACCGUCCAGCAUUUGAUUUGAAAAUGUUUAUGGUAUCAAUUUCUGCUGCACAUGCUCCCAAACAAGGAACACUAUUUUAUGAUCAUCCCAUAUUUCUUUAUCUAUGCUGUGCUUUAUUUUUUUAAUAUCUUCAUCGUUUCUUUUUAAAUCAAUGUUAUCUGUUACAAUUUGCUUUCAAUAAAAGACAUUUAUUUUUAUAA
This is a messenger RNA of Argiope bruennichi, 5873 nucleotides long. RefSeq names its product calcium-activated chloride channel regulator 2-like. The transcript has 14 exons. NCBI's taxonomy places the organism in Eukaryota, Metazoa, Arthropoda, Arachnida, Araneae, Araneidae. The record is from RefSeq and is a predicted model, not a curated record. The coding region runs from base 192 to 3308 and encodes 1038 amino acids. Gene Ontology annotation, molecular function: protein binding.